Cyphellophora europaea CBS 101466 is the source of this 552-nucleotide messenger RNA. RefSeq lists its product as uncharacterized. The coding region runs from base 1 to 552 and encodes 183 amino acids. The transcript has a single exon. Lineage: Eukaryota; Fungi; Ascomycota; Eurotiomycetes; Chaetothyriales; Cyphellophoraceae. The record is from RefSeq and is a predicted model, not a curated record.
AUGUCAGCCCUGAGCCCCGACGAGCCGGCUCAGCCCACGCAACAGACCGGCCUCAACCAAGCCGGUAAUCCAGCUUCGAAGACUGCAAACGAGGACGCGGCUGCUCGAACGACAGAUAGCUCGGCAACCACCGAACAGCGGACUACCAACGAUGUUCCAUCUACUCACGAUGGCGAUGCUCGACCUUCGGCGCUUGGUUCAGGUGACACAGGUCCAUUGAAAGAGCGCGAUAUCUCCAAAUCAGACCAGCAUCCGUAUUCGAAGAACUCAGAACUGGAUGGCGAGCAGAUGCGGGCGCCAGGAGAAGGCGAGGUAGCAGAGGCCGUGAAAGGCGGUGGCGGUGGUGGGCACAAGGGUCAAGGAGACCUCAUGGAUGAUAUGGACCGGAAGAAACAAGAGCAUGAUGCGGAACUCAAGCGACGUGGGGAAAGGACCGGAAAGGAGAUCGAAGAGGAGGAGUCCGAGGAUUGGACCAACAGGAAUGCAGACGUUGGAGAGGCGCUUGCUGGGAGAGGCACCAAGAUCGUCCUUGCUCCGGAGGGUACGUCUUGA